Molecule: messenger RNA, 1070 nt
Organism: Engraulis encrasicolus (European anchovy)
Lineage: Eukaryota; Metazoa; Chordata; Actinopteri; Clupeiformes; Engraulidae
Gene: tmem167a
Product: transmembrane protein 167A
Exons: 4
Coding region: 87-305 (72 amino acids)
Biological process (GO): protein secretion; intracellular transport
Source: RefSeq, a predicted model, not a curated record
UUUCAAACUUCUCGAGAAGGUAAUACGCUACGUCACUUCCAGAGUGUCACAGGAAGUGUGAGGUGGCUGUCUGGAGCUAAGCAAAAAUGUCUGCUAUUUUCAACUUCCAGAGCCUGCUCACGGUCAUCCUGCUGCUCAUUUGCACAUGUGCAUACAUCCGAGCAUUAGCGCCCAGCCUGCUAGAUAAGAACAAGACUGGGCUCCUGGGCAUAUUCUGGAAAUGUGCAAGAAUAGGGGAGCGGAAGAGUCCUUAUGUCGCCGUCUGCUGUAUCGUAAUGGCAUUCACCAUUUUAUUCUCGGAAUAACCAUGGACUGCCACACAACCUGGACUAUUUAACACCAAGAGCAAAAAAAAAAGGGGGGGGGGGGCUAAGGCUGAUGGCGGUGGGCUACCAGCCUCCCCCCUCUCCUUUCCCCCACAGCCCCAAUGUGUGACUUUAUCAAAAAGAUUUUGGACUCAACUUGUCUGGUCUGUUCUGGUCUGGUCUGGUGUGGUGUUGAGCUGGGAAGCCAUUGAAGCACAGUAGUUCUGCACAGGAGGAGGAGGAAGAGGAGGAGGAGGAGGAGGAGGAAGGGGUGGAGGUGGAGAGAGAGUGCACUGAAGCACAUCUUGUGCACACUGCGUCCACCUCCUGGACUGUCUUAAUACGUUUUUUGUAAACAUGGUCUUGGUCUCCGCUGCUUACCCCCCUGUGCAGCGUCCCCACUGUUUAUAUCUUCACGUCACUACCAUUAUUUUGCCACUUUAUCAACCAGAUGUGGGGUUUUGGGGGUUGGGGAGGGGUGUGAGGGAGGGGGGGCAGCAGUGUAAGACUUAUUAAGGAUGUCCGUGCAUCAUAACUCAAGAUAUAAGAAUCCAGAUGUGCGUUUUUGUUUAUAUAUGUGUUUGUAUUCGUCUGAUUACCGCAAUGACGCUCCGGUGAUUUCAAAAAUACGACCAAGAUUUGCUCAGCGAUAUCAUGAUGGAGAGGAUCAUAAUGGGGACUCAGAAUGUUGUUUUUUUAUGUGACCGUUGUUAAUCAAACCAAACCGACACACUCUGUCAUGUCAAUAAAGGCAUAUUUGUUGUA